AUGUCAAGUAUUAAAAAACGAAAAUCUAAAGACUUAACUGAUUCUAAUUCAAUAUCAAAUUCUGAUACCGAUCCUGAAACCCUUCCUGAAAACCUUAGUACUUCUAGUGACGAAACGUUAAGUGGAGACAAUAUUAGCACAGAUCAUAAUAAUAACACAGAUUGUACAGAUCAGUCUGAUGAAGAUAAUGGUUCCAUUAUUAAAACUAAACCACGAAAAAAUAGUAGUUGGAUUUGGCAGUAUUUUCGCAGGAGGCGUCCAUCACGAAAAUGGAAAACACGUGCAAAUUGUACCGUAAUCAUAAAAACUAAAAAAUCACCAAAUGGACGAGAAUGUGGUCAGUUAGUUAAAACUCAAGGUUCGACCGGUAAUUUUCAAACACAUUUAAAUACACAUGGAAUUACCAAACCUACUAAAAUUACAAAUACAACUACACAACCAACAAUCACUGAAAUGUUUUACCGUGCUACUAAACAAAAUUCCCAUCAAAAAGAGACUAUCGAUCGUGCUUUGGCAAAAUGGAUAGUUACGAACUUACAACCUCUUUAUGUCCUACAAAAUGAAAGUUUUAUUGAAUUUGUUCAUGCGUUAAACCCAUAUUAUGAAUUACCAUCUGAUAAAUCUGUAAAAGCGCUAAUUCACAAAAAACAAAUUGAUGAUAAUGAACAAAAAUUUCUUCGUGCGAUAUCUGAUACUCCAACGCGUUGGAAUUCUUCAUAUAUUGCAUGGAAGCGACUCCUUCAAAUCAAACGUGCUAUUAAAUUAAUGGAAGUAACUAUGAAUGCAGAUACUAAUUAUAAUAUUCGUAAAGAUGCAAUUCAUUUAAAAUCAUUGAUGAUUACAGAAGAAGAAUGGAGAGUUCUUGAGGAACUAACUGUACUUUUGGCCCCUUUUGCUAAGAUUACCGAAUUACUAGGUGGUAGUAAUUAUUCUACACUUAGUUUUAUGUGGCCGGCUAUUACUACUCUUACUAGAAACUGUGAACCAAUAUCAGCAAAUAUAGAUGAAGAAAUUGAUUUAAUAAGUAUAUUAACUAUUUUUGAUGAGGAAGAAGAGGAAGAUAUUGUCGAUUUGGAUGAAGAAUUAGAAAUCAUUACUACUGCAGAUGGAAAUAAAAUCAAGCUUAGUCAACCUCAAGAUACAGAUGAUUUAGUAGAAAAAGUAAAAGAAAAUUUACAUAAAGCGUUAUGUUAUUAUUGGGACGCACCACUUAAUAGUUCACUGAUUGCAAUGUUACUUGACCCUCGCUGUAAAUCAAUGAACAAACUUGAUAGUUGGGAACGUGAUAAGGCCAUUAGUCUUUUGCGGGAAGAAUAUAAUUUACUUAAUACCGAAAAUGAAACUGUUACUAACUUACAGGCUGAAGAACAAAAUGAGAGUCAAAUGAAUCUUUUUUCAAUAAUGUUCGGAUUGGAUACAACAUCAACACCUCAUAAGAAUGAAAUAGACGAAUAUCUUAAGAUUGAUCAAGGCAAGAUCGACAUUGCCAAAAAAAGUUUGAAUUUCUGGAAUUCAGGCAACCUUUAUAUGAGAGCUGCACAGAAAAAAUCU
Messenger RNA from Ambispora leptoticha, 1551 nucleotides. The record is from the annotation of a GenBank genome assembly. NCBI's taxonomy places the organism in Eukaryota, Fungi, Glomeromycota, Glomeromycetes, Archaeosporales, Ambisporaceae.